This is a messenger RNA of Corticium candelabrum, 860 nucleotides long. Its product is annotated as transcription initiation factor TFIID subunit 12-like. Gene Ontology annotation, biological process: RNA polymerase II preinitiation complex assembly; DNA-templated transcription initiation. The transcript has 6 exons. Bases 16 to 846 code for a protein of 276 amino acids. Gene Ontology annotation, cellular component: SAGA complex; SLIK (SAGA-like) complex; transcription factor TFIID complex. The record is from RefSeq and is a predicted model, not a curated record. Lineage: Eukaryota; Metazoa; Porifera; Homoscleromorpha; Homosclerophorida; Plakinidae. Gene Ontology annotation, molecular function: TBP-class protein binding; DNA binding; protein heterodimerization activity.
GUGGCUCAGCUAGCAAUGGCGGAUCAGUCUACGGUUGCUCAAACUACACAAGGUUUACUUGUGGGCUCCUCGUCAGUUCCUGGCGGAGUCCCUGUAGCCGUGGCGAUGCCCAGUCUGGGACAGUCGGUUGGCACUGCAGUCACGAUUCCAGCGGCUGCAGUCAACACGAGCGGAUUGCUGUCAUCUACUACUGCGGGGAUGCAGCUAAUGGUGACUGCUCCGGUGGCUGGAGCUCUCACGAAGAGUGGAACACAAUUGAAGCCGAUACUACCGAAUCAGACGAUGAUACCGCCACAGAUUGCAGCCAGAGGAAUGCCAGGACAUCCACUGAUUGCACCAGCUCCUACAACACAAGCAACUGUGGAUCCUUCUAUGUUAGCAGGAGGUGGCACAGGAACAGGCCGACUACCUCCGAGUACAGCUAAACCUGCAACGACGUCCACUGCAGCUUCAAAUCCACUCCCUGCAGUCCAGCAGUCAACAGUUCAGCGGUCAACCCAACAGCAACCAAGAAACGCUCAAAAACAGGGUGUAACUCGAAAGCGGUUACAAGAUCUUAUUAAGGAGAUAGAUCCGCUUGAACAGCUGGACGAAGAUGUAGAAGAGGUUAUCAUGCAGAUGGCCGAUGACUUCAUCGACACUGUCGUGUCUCAGUCAUGCAUGUUGGCCAGGCAUAGAAAUUCCAAUACAUUAGAAGUGAAAGAUGUCCAGUUGCAUUUAGAGAAUUGCUGGAAUAUGUGGAUUCCUGGCUUUGGUUCGGAUGACGUGAGACCGUACCAGAAAUCGGCAACUACUGAAGCUCAUAGACAGAGACUGGCCCUAAUACGUAAAUCAGUCAAGAAAUAGGCAUCUUUGUGUGU